Messenger RNA from Strongylocentrotus purpuratus (purple sea urchin), 6235 nucleotides. RefSeq names its product docking protein 1. Bases 193 to 1998 code for a protein of 601 amino acids. NCBI's taxonomy places the organism in Eukaryota, Metazoa, Echinodermata, Echinoidea, Camarodonta, Strongylocentrotidae. The transcript has 5 exons. The record is from RefSeq and is a predicted model, not a curated record. Gene Ontology annotation, cellular component: cytoplasm. Gene Ontology annotation, biological process: cell surface receptor protein tyrosine kinase signaling pathway.
CCCCUAAGAACUCUCGUUCGUCCUUCAACAGAACGCAACAUGUGUACAAAAGUUUGAGACCGCUCCAAAGGAAACAAAGUACAUGUACAAUCUAAACGACUAAAGCUGACGAAUUUCCUCUUCCUCUGUGGAAUUGACGGAACAUACUGCAUGUAAGCUGUAGCCUAGCUGGGCUAGGCUUCACUUCAAAUCAUGGACGGCACUUUGUGGAGAUAUCAGAAGGUUUCAAUAGGCUUGAAGAAAUGGGUGAAAAACACAGCCAAGAUCGCAAAGCCAACAUCCCAAGUGAAAUAUGGCGUCUUGACUCUGGUGGAUAAAGACAAGAAAGUCCAGAUCAAGCUGAAUGACACGUGCAGGAUUGAGUCAAUGCCUGCAGGAUACAAGAACAAAGACCACACCUUUGAGGUGACCUGCAUGGAAGACAAAGUUCAUCUACUCGCAGGAGAUAAUGCAGACAUUUUGUUGCAAUGGCUGGCUAAGAUGCAUGAUGCGGCAGGCUUGAGGCACGACCACCUCUUUGGAGAUGGGGGAGGAGAUGGGGGAGGAGGAGCUGUAGGAGUCGGUGGAGGAGGGGGAAAGUCAGACAAUACAGGGAGAUUAGAAGGGGACGCAGAGCUACAGGACAAUCUCUUGUAUGAUUCUUGUGAUAAUAAAAGCUUUCCAGUUGCAAUCAAAUCAAACCCUUUCACGGACUCAUUAAAUCUGCGUGGAAGUUACGCACUGCAACUUGACUCAAUGAAGCUCUCACUGAUAGAACCCUCCACUGGAAAGAAUCUCUUCUCAUGGCCUUACAGAUACCUAAGGCGAUAUGGACGAGAAAAAACUUCCUUCUCCAUGGAAGUAGGUAGGCGGUGUACUUCAGGGGAGGGAUUGAUCAGAUUCAAUGUCCAGGAUGGAAACGAAGUGUUUCAUGCUAUCCAGUCGUAUGUUUCUGCAAUGACCGGUAGGAAUUUUUCAACGUCAAGUAUACCAACAACACCACCAACAGCCCCUCAAGGACCACCUUCAUUUACUCCAGUUUCAACUGAGCUCAAAACAGCCAAAGUAAGCACAGGUAUAAAGGCCCAAGGUGUAAAAGUUUUACCUUUACCACGUGACAGAACCCACUCUGCAGGAUCCCAUGGCAUUGCACUAAAGAAGCCAGCUAGCCGUCCACCAUUUUCAAAUCGUGGUGCACAGUCUGUGGAUGAUAUCAGCAAGAGUGAACCGCUUGACGAAUGCUACUCCUCUGUUUCUGAUGAAGCAGUUGAUCGUUCAAAGAAACUACCAUCACCAACGACACGGAGAGCUCCCCCGACAGACUUUGAGCCGGAGCAGCAUUAUGAUGUGGCUACUGAACCAGCACCAAAGCAGUGGCCUCAGCUUAAUAGGAGACAGACAUCUGAUGGGAAGAGCAACGGAGUUAAACCUGUGCCAAAAUCUAGGGUCCCUUACAGUUCUGGUGAGAAGUCUUCCUCCAAAAGAGAUACUUUGAAUAGUGAGUUGGCAGCUGUGUUCUUAGAUGAAAGUGAGGACCCUGGAUUAUAUUCCUCCUUGGAUCAGCCUCCGGGAGCAGUUGGAUCAACAGCAGCAGAUGCUCAACAAGUUUACUCAGAGGCUGCUGAUCAUGGUCAUAUCUACGAUCAUCUCGCACGACAGAAGGUUGGAAAUUCCACCGCUGCCCCACGUCUUCCUCUUCCAAACGCCAAACCUGCCGUUGCACCCAAAACGGCUCCUGCAGUAGCCGCAAAGGCUGUUCCACAAGAGGAUGAUUACAUGUUGUAUGACCACCUUGACCGUGGUCAGACUGGAAGCACUCAACCUGGUAGCAGUCCUGUAGGAGGAGUCCCAGAGGAUGCCUAUGAUACGCUGAGCUUGGAUGCACCUUCAGGAGGGUCACCUGGAGAUACUGGAUACCUUGUCAGCUCGUACCCACCCUCAACAGUUCCAGAGGAGUCAGAAUAUGCAGAGGUUGGCUCAAUAACUUCUCACGUUCCAACACUGUCACUUUAUGAGUGACGUCUCCAUGCGUUAUACAUUUCCUUGUUCCUGUAUCUGGCAUUGCUAUUAGUGCUGUGGUUUGGCCUAGGAAACACCAAAGGUCACAGCCAAAAGGAUGUGAGAGACCAACCAAAAUGACAGUAUCUCCAAGCAGUGUUAACUCGAUGCAACAACGAUGGAAUGGAAAAUCAUGGUUUUUUUUUAAAUGUCAUCUGUUGAGAGCAGAAUGAUGUUAUCUCUGUAUUAAAGUUUGUGAUUUAAUGCCUUUCUGGCUCUGAACUAAACAGACCUUUGUGGAGAAUUCCUUGUUGGAAAUAUUUGGACAUUGUUCGGAGAAUAGUUGCCGUGCAAGGCAAGGCAUGAAGUGUAUCACAAAAACAUGUCAUGGUGAAGUUGUUAUUUACAUACUUAUUCUUACAAGUAUAGCAUGGUUUGAUAUCGGCCAAGUUUCUGGCAUACACAUGUACACACUUGAUCUACUAGAGAUAAUGUUUCAUAAUUGAAAAAUGAAAUGAUGCCAAGUUGAUACUAAGUGUCAGAUGCAGUAUCUCAUCCAAAAAACAAUUACCCAUUAAGAUCAUAUUUCUUAACAAGAUAGCAUUCGUUUUGUAUAUUGGUUUAUAAGAUGCACAGAAAGCAUAUUUUCUUAUGGUUUCUUAUAGCGCACAAAAUAGUGAAUCCCUUACCAGUACUUUAAAUUUUUGAAGUUUUUUUUUUAAAUGUCUUCACACAUGAACCACAAAGGAAUGACCUUCUUUGGUGUAAAAAAGUUUUUUUUUUUUUUUUAGGAUAAUGAAAAACAGUGUGUCCUCACUAUUAUUUGAAGGGCUUCUAUGAUCGAAAAAACAAAGGCAUUACUCCUAGAGGCAAUCAUCUUGGCUCAUUUCAUUGACAAUGUGCCAACAAAGUUUUUGGUGAAUUUUUGUGAAGAUUCAUCAUGGAGAGGAGAGAAUCAUACGUGCUGUUGGUCACGCUACCAGGCAUGAUGCAAUGAGAUAUAAAUGGUGUUCUCAUUCUCCUGAUAAAUUAUUAACCUUUCUUUUUUACUCUUGGUUUUCUUUUUCUCAUUAGCUCUUUCCUCAGGCUUGUCUAUUUUGUCUCAAAAACGAAAUCAAGUCUGCCAGUCAAUAUUUAUAUAAGGGCAGAACUCCCAUGUUCUUCUGACGGUCUUGAUGUUCAGGAUAUUUAUCCCACCUCCCCCCCCCCCCCUCCAAAAAAAAGGUCUAAACGAAAUUGUGGUAAAUAUUUUAACUAAAAAUCAAACUACAAUUCUUGCUUUCUUAUUAUGAGGGUUUCAGGAACUUUUGGGAUAUUCUUGUUUUGAGUUCCUGCAUAUUACGAUAGUAAGUAAUAAUAAGCAGUGUCAUAAGUAUACAAACUCAAUGGAACCAUUCCAUAUUCAUUGAAUCUGUUCCUUUGUAUCAUAUCAUUUUUCAUAUAAGUUCCUCAUAGAAAAUUAUCCCCUUUUGUACAUAGAAAUUAGCAUCAGGGGCAAUUUUGUUUUAUGUUUAGCUCUACCAUAUAUGGGUCAUGAGAAAAGAAUUGUGUUCCUCUUGCCUAAUAAGGCCUAAUAGCACUAUAACUGCACUGAUCUUUUCCCCCUCUAUGAAACAAGGAAGUGUUUUAAUGGAAAUCUUCUACACCCACGCGGAAAAGCAUUAAAGUUCACUACUCAGUUUUAUAUUGACUUUUCAUUCUGGUCUCUUCCUUUUGGGAUAUUAGGUAAAAGGUAAUUAUAAUACAAGGUAUUAUAGAAAGCUGGCUUUAACCUCUGUCAAACCUCAUUCAUGGAACUGUGAGUGCCAACCUCUAUUGUCAUAUUAUGACAUUUGGUUUGCAAAGAAAGGAGUCAAUUCUAGUAAACAUGAACUGAAAGAAAGAAUGUUCUGCCAUGAGGACAUGCAUUGUGGUCAUAUAGUGUCGGGAUUGUAGUGAGGUGUGUGGCACUCAUGGGUUGUUAUUAAUUCCAUAAGUCAUUGCCUUAAUUUAACUGACCCUAAUAAUCAUUGUUAUCAUGUGCACAUGCAUAUAGUGCUCAUAACCACCAUUCUUGAUGUACAUGAAAUUAAAUAUAACCAUGGCUCAUGUUAUAACACCAACAAUCUCCCUCCUAUCAAGUAGCCAACCCACUUACUUACUCAUAGAUUGAGAGUGGGACAUGUGGAUGAAUGCAUUGCCGAACCCACGCUCUGCAGUUUUGUGUUCAAACCACUCAACUAAAGGAGCGUUGCAGGGUUUUUACCUGGGUAGACCAAUUUCUGUGCCGUUGUCUGUAUGUUGCUGUCGGUUAUCACCUGUAAUAUGUUUAGUCAUUGACAAAUCUUCAUUAUAUGUUGGCAUAGUUUAUAAGUCCUAGAUGUUCAUUUAUGUUCAGUUUGACUGUACUGAGUACAAUGGAUAAUGAAAUAUGAAGAGUAUUAAUCCUCUUACUUGAAGUUUGGUCUGAUUGAAGCUAAAAGUAAGGCUAUCAUCCAUCAAUGAAAUACAAUCAUCAGGUUUGCCUAAUUGACUACUGUAAUCAGUUUCAAUGUACAAAUGAGAAUUUAAAUACAUGGACUUUGUACAGCUCAUAAUCAUAGAUCCUAAUGAUAGUCAUUAAUGUAGUUUAUACUUGUGAAUGAUUCUCAUAAAAACACACGCUGUCACUAAUGAGUUCAAAAAGAAAAUAAUCCUGAUAUUAGUCUCAAAUAUUACUCUUUUUUUCUUUCUAUUUGCUCAUGAUUGUUGUAAUUAAAAUCGUGAUUCUGGAAUUUCAGAAUGAGAUGUUUAUCUCAUUGAAUUUAUUUAGUUACUAACCGGUAUUUAUUUUGUUUAUCUAAUUUUUAGGAAGUUCACAUGCUCGUAACAAUAAUUUGUAUAGACCAUUUUCGUAAUGUAAUCAAAUUUAUCGUAUAAUUAUUUUUUUGGGGGUGCAAAUUUCAUACAAGAAUUGUUGCUAGGUAGGACAAACAUGGCUUGUCCUACCUAACAACACGUAAUGUAUAUGCAAUGCGCAUUCUGACUAUCAAAAUACAAUUAUUCAUAGUGGGAGAAUAAAUUAAUUUGUGACAAGGCACUUAAAGAUUUGUGCAUAGAAUUUGAUUACAUUAUGAAAGUUUACACUUCUUAUUGCAAAGUGUAUUUGUUGGUUAAUUUUUUGUUAUUGUAAACAUUAUUUUUUACCCAUUUUUUGUAACUCUGCAUAUAAAAGCAAAAAUAUAAUGCAUGUGAAUUAUUUUGUUGAUUCUGAUUGUAUGUUUCAUAUCUAAUUUGCUAUACUUUAAGGCUAACAUUUGAUGAUGAAGGUUUUGUCAUUUGCUGCAGAUUAUAAUGUUUUUUCCCAUCAAUAUGUAUAGAAUCAAAAGAUAUUUUUGUAUUUUUGAAUAAGAAAAAAAUCUGCUAUUUUGAAAAUAGCUUGUGCUUUGUUGAUUGGCUGGCCAUGUUAAAUAAAAUUGUGAUGCCAUUUGUCUAUUAAUUGCUCUGCAAUUUAUUUCAAAACCGGUUUUUGAAAUAUCAUCCCGCACAAAAAUGUAUCCCAAUACAUUUUGAUUUCAACAAAGUCCUACUGUGUCAUUGAAAUCAUGAUUCAUUGUAAUAGAUUAAAUUUUGACUAUACAUGUAGUUAAAAUUGUAUAAGCUGUAUUAAUGUAUAAUAGAAACGGCAUCCAUGUUAAAAAUGUGAGGUUCUUGUAGGACAUGAUUAAAUUGAAAGUCAUUAUCCUCGCUUAUUAUCUAAGUAUAGUUUUAUGUUUAAUGAUUUGUUUUGUUGAUUUGUUUUGUCUAUUUUAUGUGACCUAGGGAACAGGCUGUGUUGAUGUAAAUUGCCUGUUCUUAAAUAGUUCAUUACAUGUAGAUAGAUUGUUCUCAUAUUUAUCAUUAUAAUCAUUAUGUAUCAUUGUAAAGGAAUAUAUCACUUUAUGGCUGUAUAUUGUUGACAUAAAAGAUAUACAGCUGAUACCGCUGAUAGAGUUUUUAUAUUUUAAUCAUUUGUUUGAUUUCAUUGUCUUCUGUAAUGCAGUAUAAUACAAUUUAAAUCUUAAUCUUAAUUGCAUCUCGACUAAUAAUGAUUAAAACAUUGUGAUUUAUAUUUCACAUGCUUUGUGGGAAAAUAUAGUGCUAUUGCUGGGAAAUUAUGUGUGAAAUGUUAAGGCCUGUAUGAAAGGCCUUGAUCUGUUUGAGAUAUAUUAUAUAUAUAUCUAUAUAUAUGUUUUUUUUGUGUGAAAGUAUUAUUAAAUCUUGUGGUAAGGAAAGCGCUACAGCCUGAUAAAGAAAAACA